AUGUUGGAGGGACCCGUGAUGCCGGCGAGCCUGUUUUCGGACAUGGGGAUCCAGAAAGCGCCGAUGGAGGAAACGAACACUAGGACGCUGGAAAUUGCGUUGGAACUGUCGAGACUGACGAUGGUUGCGAAUCCGGAACCCGCGUCGCCGGUCGAGGACCCGUCGGCUGGUCUAACGGCACUCAUCGUUCCGGAGGAGCCGCGACCCAAGAAGAGCCAGAACAUGACCGAGUGUGUGCCGGUGCCCAGCUCGGAGCACGUGGCUGAAAUCGUCGGUCGGCAAGUUACGACGGAGACGGAAGGAAAGUGUCGGUUUUCGCCUGAUGCUGUACCUUAUCUCAAUGCGUAA
Messenger RNA from Notodromas monacha, 348 nucleotides. The record is from the annotation of a GenBank genome assembly. Lineage: Eukaryota; Metazoa; Arthropoda; Ostracoda; Podocopida; Cyprididae.